AGACGAUAUAUCUGAAUCCAAAAGAAAAUUAGAAAAAGUGACACCUGUAAUUGAUGUUGAAAAUUUUAUAUGUUAUUAUAUAAAUAAUUGUAUUAAUUGUAGAGAAGAUGGUUCUCAUAAAAACAAUCAAAAAGGAUCAUAUGCCAGUAUUGGAGUUUAUUAUGAAGAUGGAACUAAAAAAAUCACCGAACCUUUACCUGAAGAUUUACAAACUAAUAAUC
Messenger RNA from Racocetra persica, 221 nucleotides. Lineage: Eukaryota; Fungi; Glomeromycota; Glomeromycetes; Diversisporales; Gigasporaceae. The record is from the annotation of a GenBank genome assembly.